UUUAUAUACUGUUAAAACAUGGACCUCUUUAGUCGUGGCAAAUCCAAAGGGAAAAAAAGGCCAGUCAUUGAUCCACCUCUUAUCGAGACUGCCACUACCACUAAUACAGCCCAAGUUUUACAACCUCAUUCUCCCAACAGUCCAAAUGUUCAUUCGGGUCCUGACGACUUUUUCUCAUCAGGUAAUAAACAACAAUUAAGCCAGAAUAUAGAAUAGCAUUUUUAGAAACCUAGUCUAGGGGUAGGUCGUUUAGUUGAAGGAUCGCCUUCCAUAAGAAGCUCGCAGUCGUCUGCACCAAGCACAGAUAGCGAAUACACCAAUGUCGAUGCCAUGACGGAGGCUGAAAUUGAAGAGUUUUUUGAGCGCAUGCUGACAAGAAGAGGUAUUCAUGAUAAUAAUGCUCGCGCAAAAAUGUCUUCCUUUUCAGUUGAAAAAAAGAGAUUGAUGGUUGCUCAGGAAAUACUGUCAGAAUGUAACUCACCUUCAGCACAAUCUAACCGAAGAGGAAUGGAUAAGAAAUCAGACCACCAGACAGAAAGUAAAGGACCAGAUUAUUAUGUACGGAAAUUGUCAGACAUGUCAAGGGGAGUUAACACAAAAGUUGUAUCUCAUCUUGCUGUGGGUCUUCGAACAAUGCCAUUAAGUUGGGUCCGUCAAUUUAUUGACAUGCAAGGCUUAUUAGUGAUUACUGACGUCUUGAAAGCUUUCAAUAAGACAAAAAACAAGCAAGAACUUAGUUUGUCUGUAGAAGGUGACCUGUUGAAAUGCUUCAAGGCACUCCUGAACAACAGAGUUGGCGCACGGGAAGCUCUUAAACAUCCGCGAUGUGUUCAGGAAAUUGUUCAUUGUAUUAUUUCACCUUCGAUUAAUUCACGUCGACUCGUAUGUGAAGUUUUGGUAUUUAUGUGUUAUUACGAAGUGCCUAUAGGUCAAGACCUUGUCUUAAAAGCUAUGGAUCAAUUGCGUGACAAAAAUCGUGGUUUAGGUAGAUUUGAUGCUUGGUUGACAGAACUUGAAAUCACACUUGGUGGGCGUGGUCGUAUGGGCAGUAUGGUGGGUGCCAGUGAAGACUUUAAGCGGAUGGCAGCCUAUGGUUCACCAGACAACCAAUUGACAGAAUACACAUUGUACAAUAUGAUCUUGGUCAAUGCUAUUAUCAAUGUGGUAGAUGAUACAGAAAUCAGAAUUCAUCUUCGAAAUCAAAUGACAGCGUCUGGUCUAGAACGCAUUAUGGAAAAAAUGAAUGAAUUGUGCGAUGAGCAUGUGGAUAGACAAAUUCGCGAAUUCAAGAGUUUGGCAGAAAGCGAUCAGGAUGAAGUGAUGGAAAUGUAUCAUGAACAUAUUCUCAGUGACCAAAAUGAUCCGCGCGAUGUGUUUGAAUGUAUUUUGUUGAGUUUGGAAGGCACUCGAGCUUAUGAUUUCUUUUUAAGCUGCUUGCAACAUUUGCUGUUAGUCAAUAAUGAAGAGACUGGAUUGAAGUCAAGAUAUUUUCAGAUCAUUGAUAAUCUGGUGGCACAAGUGGUUUUAGAUCAUAAAGGUUUAGCAGAAGACUUCUCGACAGACUACACAACGACUGUACAACAUCUCAUUAGUAAAUUUGCAGAUCAGGAUCAACUAAAAGCAGCACUUGAAGAUCUCAAGGAACUGCAGCAAAAUUACGAUGAAAUAGAAAAGGAGCGAGAUAUGCUUCGACAAGAAUUAUCACAACAAGGAGAUGCACUCGAACUAGUUCAGCUUAAAGAAAAGACAGUAUCUCUUGAAGAUUUGCUUCGUAUGUCUAGACAUACUAUUUCAACACUUCAAGAAAAACUACGAGAGGUUGAAGCAAGCUAUGAAGCCAAACUCGAAAAGGCAGAGCUUCAAUUAGAAGAAUUCCACAAACUUGUAGGCGACGAAGCAGAAAAUGAUAAAAAAGAAGAUUUGGUUAUCCCCCGAAAGCGUCUCACGAUGGCCAUGGAUAAAAUCCGCGCUCAGGAGGCACUUGAAGGAAGUAAACGAGAGACUCGAUUACCUAUGGAAUCUGUCAUGCCUGCUCUGGACAAAGAUGAUAGCAAACACAAAUCUAUGGCACUUGGCUUAUCUGAGGAAUUUAAGAGUCAAUUGGCUCGUCAGUUUGGUGCCUCGCCUGGUCUUGGUGAAUUUGGAUUGCCUAGUGUUUUAAUGGGAUCAGCAGUAAGGCGCACUAACAAUCGUCGUAGGCUUGCAGCUCAAGCUGAACCUGCAUUGCCCCCUAUUCCAUCCGAAUACAUUGUAUCUGGAGAAGCUUUGCCAAAAAGAAGAGAUUCGCUUGACAGUCGCGCCUCUGUCUCUAGUUUACGAAGAGAGAGCUCGCUUCAGUCCAAGAGUAGAAAGAACAGCCUUUCUUCUGUACGUUCGGAAACAAAUGACGAUACGUCGUCACCGUCUGGUAUCACUUCUAUCCAUGAAGCAGAUGAAGAUACAAAGACAUUAGUUGCUAGUGUUCCACCACCACCUCCACCACCUCCUCCACCACCUCCUCCUAUGAAUGGCUCUUCUAUACCAGUUCCUCCUUCUCCAUCCCCAUCUCCAAUGCCAGGAGCUCCUAUGAAUGGUGCAACACCACCACCACCGCCUCCUCCUCCUCCUCCUCCUAUGUCAAGUUCAGCAAACAAUACGUCACCACCACCGCCUCCUCCUAUGCCAGGCUCUAUGAACAGUACAGCUCCACCUCCACCUCCUCCACCUUCUGCACCUUUCCCACCCCCUCCUGCCCCUGGUGCCAUCGGUAUGAAUGCCCUUGCCCCACGUAAACAACUUAAACACAUGCCAGGUGUCAAAACUCGUCAACUUCAAUGGCAAAAGCUCAAUGCUAACCAUAUUGGCUCGACAGUUUGGAAAUUGGGUACAUCUGCUGAAAAAGAAGAAGAACUAGAAGCAUUGUUGGAUAAGGAAGGUAUCUUUAACCGCAUGGAACAAGUGUUUGCUCAAAAAGUGGUGGCUAGUAAACGCGCUGCACCUAAAGAAAGACGACAAGAGAUCAGCAUCAUUGAUUCGCGUAAAGCAUACAAUAUCAGCAUUGCUGUCUUGGCCAAAUGUAAGCAUAUCUCAUUCAAGGAAUUCAAAAAGAAGAUCUUGGCUGUGGACGAAAAGUUUUGUACAGAAGUGUUACUCAAGAACCUAUUGGUCAAUGCUCCUUCGCAUGAUGAGAUGGGUAAAUUAUCCGUGUUCUUGAAGACAGCGUCAGAAGAAGACCUUGCUAGUCUAUCCAAGCCAGAUGCUUUCUGUGCCGAGAUCAUUUCUAUUGAUCGAUUUAAAGAACGUAUCACCAACAUGUUGUUUGUUGCAACAUUCAAUGAACGUAUUACGCAACUUGGAAAGAACAUGAACAAUGUCAUGGACGCUUCCACCAAUCUUAAAGAAUCUCAAGCAGUGAGAGAACUUUUAAAUAUUAUUCUUAUGAUUGGUAAUUUUUUGAACGGUACAAACUUCCAAGGUGGUGCCUUUGGUGUUCGUAUUGGCAGUAUCAACAAGUUAGUAGAUACCCGAGCUUCAAGUAAUGAUACCACACUACUUCAUUUUGUAUGUACAAUGAUUGAAGAGAAAUUCCCGAGCAUCAAUGAAACCCUGCUUAAAGAUCUUGAACUUUGUGGUGAAGCAUGUAGAGUCACUAUGCAAGAUUUAAUCAAGGACUAUAAUGAACUUCGAGUAGGACUCCAAACACUUAUUCACGAGCUUGACGUCCAUUACAAUGAAGACUAUGAACCAGAGCCAGGGGAUAAUUUUGCCUCAGCCAUGUACAAGUUCCGUGAUCGGGCUAUUGAGAAAUUCGAUCAGCUUGAAGUGCGUUAUACCUCUAUGGAUGUGGCCUAUAAAGACGUAGUAUCUUACUUUGGUGAAGAUCCAAACGAAAUGAAGCCCGAUGAAUUCUUUGGUAUUUUCCAGACAUUUACAUCUAGUUGGACAAAGGCUAAAUUAGAUAUUGUCAAGCAAAAGAAAAAACUAGAACAAGCAGAAAAGACAAAGCAAUUCCAAGAACAACGCAAAGCUCGUUUGAACAAACGACUUGAUAUGACUGAGACUGUGUCUGAAAGUCAAGAUGAUAAGGACAUUAUGGACAAUUUGUUAGAAAAAUUAAGAUCCGGUGAAAUGUCCACCAAUUCACAUAGAAAGAGCCGCAUGUCCGUGCGAGAAAGAAGAAGAACCCGGGCUGAGUCCAUGGUCGUAAAGGCAGAAGAUUUAUUAAGGCAUAUACAGAACGAAGAAGAAGCGCCACCUUUACCAAGAGCAGCAAGAAGUAGUUCUAGAAGAUUUACUAGCUCUGAUCGCAUGAAAAAAUUAGCCUUACUAGCAGAUAAAGGAGAAGUGGCUGCUCCAUAAUCAAGUUACUAAAUAAACCAAUUGGCGAUGUCC
This is a messenger RNA of Gilbertella persicaria, 4371 nucleotides long. RefSeq lists its product as uncharacterized. Bases 331 to 4338 code for a protein of 1335 amino acids. Gene Ontology annotation, molecular function: small GTPase binding; actin binding. The record is from RefSeq and is a predicted model, not a curated record. Gene Ontology annotation, biological process: mitotic actomyosin contractile ring assembly; actin filament bundle assembly; barbed-end actin filament capping. Lineage: Eukaryota; Fungi; Mucoromycota; Mucoromycetes; Mucorales; Choanephoraceae. Gene Ontology annotation, cellular component: cell division site; mating projection tip. The transcript is spliced from 10 exons.